Messenger RNA from Terrapene triunguis (Three-toed box turtle), 935 nucleotides. RefSeq names its product phospholipase A2 group X (gene PLA2G10). The transcript is spliced from 4 exons. Lineage: Eukaryota; Metazoa; Chordata; Testudines; Emydidae. Gene Ontology annotation, molecular function: phospholipid binding; calcium ion binding. The record is from RefSeq and is a predicted model, not a curated record. Bases 124 to 600 code for a protein of 158 amino acids. Gene Ontology annotation, biological process: arachidonate secretion; lipid catabolic process; phospholipid metabolic process.
UCUCUGUGCGCAGCAGCGCUGCAGGGACCGCGAGCCAGGCACGCGGGCUGAGCGCCAGGGAGACAGAAGCGCAGCGACUCACCACCGGCUGCCGGCCACCGGCGCGACUCCGCUGCGCUCCUCAUGGGACCCCGGCGCCUGGCGUUGUUGCUGCCUCUGCUGCUCCUGCUUCCGACGGAUUCUAAAGGUGCUUUGGGAAAAACCCAUUCUAGGAAUCGAAGAGGAAUCCUUGAAUUAGCUGGAGCCAUUAAAUGCAGCACAGGACGCUCUCCUUUUGCUUAUCUACGUUAUGGAUGCUAUUGUGGUCUGGGAGGGCAUGGCUGGCCUAAGGAUAAAGUAGACUGGUGCUGCUUUAAGCAUGACUGCUGCUACAGUAAGGCAGAGCAAGCAGGCUGUAAGCCCAAGAUACAGAGCUAUAAUUGGGAAUGUGAAGACAAUGUUGCUGUGUGUGAUUCACUAGAAGACAAAUGCCAAAAAAUAAUGUGUGAAUGUGACCGCAAAGCUGCCAAGUGUUUGGCUAAAGCCCCUUAUUACCCAAGAUACAUUUUCUGGCCAGAUUUUGUAUGUGGUAACAAUCACCCAAAAUGUAAGUUUUGGUGAGACAGAAGGACACUACUCUAAUAUUUAUAAAAAUCUGUACGUGCUUUUGAAUUUAAAAAAUAAAAUUUCUAUCAAAAAUGAUGAUGGAUUUUUCUUCCAGCAACGUUCGUGCAGGUCUAGUUUUCAUAAUGCAUAAGCUAAAAGGAAAUGUUGUGGUUCUUAACAGCUGGGAAACUGUAGCAGCUUUCGUGGACUGAAUAUCAAGAACGAUUUUAUCAGAGAUGUCUAAUAGUCUGUUAACCUUUGUCACCACAAGCAGCAAUGGAAUGUUAACUAUGGGGAAAGCCUCUAGAACACCAGCUUUCACUGUAUUAUUCACUGCUACUCAUUUUUCU